AUGGAUAAGUUUAUCGAUGGAGCAGCAAACUUUAAAGGAGUCGAAAUUGGGGCAAUCCUAAUUUUGGAAUCUGGACGGCACUAUCGAGCAUCGACAAAGAUAAGAUUCCUUUGUACCAAUAAUAUGGCUGAAUAUGAAGUGUGCAUCCUUGGGAUCAAAAUGGCAGUCAACAUGAACGUUAAAGUACUCUUGGUCAUAGGGGAUUUCGAUCUAUUGAUAUACCAAGUUCAAGGGGAAUGGACCACCAAAAGUGUCAAGAUCCUUCUGUACCUGCACUGCGUGAAGGAGCUAUGCAAAAAGUUCACAAAGAUUGAGUUCAAGCACGUCCCUAAUAUUCAGAACGAGUUUGCUGACGCCUUUGCAACUCUAUUAUCCAUGAUUAAGCAUCUAGACAAGAACUAUAUUGACCCUAUAGAGGUAGAGAUCAAUGAAGAUCCAGACAGUAAACCAUGGUAUCACGACAUCAGGAAAUUCCUUGCAACCAGAGAAUACCCGGAGAAUUCUACUAAUGGUCAAAAGCGAGCCCUCAGGAGGUUGGCAAACCAAUGUUUCUUGAACGGGGAAGUCUUGUACAGGAGGACCCCAGAUUUAGGUUUGUUGAGAUGUAUAGAUGCUGCCGAGGCAACCAGGUUAUUGGAAGAAAAAUAUGCAGGAAUAUGCGGACCCCACAUAAAUGGGUUCACAUUAGCCAAGAAGAUCUUGAGAGAUGGAUACUUUUGGAUGACUAUGGAAAGUGACAGUAUCCGCUACAUACAAAAGUGUCACCAAUACCAGAUUCACGGUGAUUUCAUCCGGGUUCCACCGAGUGAGUUAAAUGUGAUGGGUUCAACCUGGCCGUUCGCCGCUUGGGGCAUGGACGUGAUUGGACUUAUAGAGCCCGCCGUCUUAAAUAGGCAUUUAUUCAUCUUAGUAGCUAUCGACUAUUUCACUAAAUGGGCUGAAGCAUUUACUUACAAGGUCUUCACAAAGAAGGUAAUGGUAGAUUUCGUCCAGAACAACAUCGUUUGCAGAUUUGGAAUACCGGAGUCUAUCAUCACUGACAAUGCUGCUAACCUCAACAACGACCUCAUGAGAGAAAUCUACGAGAAGUUCAGAAUCGUCCACCGCAAUUCCACAGCCUACAGACCACAAAUGAAUGGGGUAGUCGAGGUAGCUAACAAGAAUAUCAAGAAGAUUCUAUGA
Molecule: messenger RNA, 1182 nt
Organism: Nicotiana tabacum (common tobacco)
Lineage: Eukaryota; Viridiplantae; Streptophyta; Magnoliopsida; Solanales; Solanaceae
Source: RefSeq, a predicted model, not a curated record